AGCAGCACAGUCAGUCUGCAAACUUCGGAGCGUACGGUUGUCAAGUUGCGGUCGCCUGCGUGUCUUCUCUUUCCCGAUUUCAGCACUCUUCCCGCACACACGCACAGCACACACAGGAGCAAGAGAGGGUGGAGCGGCGAGAGGAGGCGACUUUCGCUCAUAUUUCUCGCAUUGUUAUUGUUGCCGUAGUGUAUAUACCCACUGUGUGACUCCACUGUGUGCGUGUGUUUUUCCUGGAAGUUCGAAUUCUCUUUUUCCGUCUGCCGUCGAGCAAAUAAAAAGUUGCUAAUUGGUAGCAUCGAAGUCGGAAUCGGAAUCAGAAUAGGCAUAGGAAUCGGAAUUACUAGCCAAUAACCAUGGCCGACAACAACAACUGCCCCAAGUGUAAAAAAUCAAUCGCCGCCAAGGAGGCGGCCGCCACCAGCAUUGGAUGCAGUGGCGAGGACUGCCGGAGGAGGUUCCACCGCACGUGCGUCAGCAUCGACGAUGCCUUGUUCGAGGCGAUCCAGAAGAACCCGAUGAUAUCUUUCCACUGUGACGAGUGCAAGAACCAGUCGCCGCGCUCCUUCGCCGCCAAGUUGCACACAAUCGAGGAGAAGGUCAAUAAGGUGUGCAACGGGGUCAACCAGAUCCAGGGACGGAUGUACCAGCAGUACUUCCAAUUCGGCAACCAACCGCUUCAGGCGCUCGGAGCCUCGGCCGCCGGCGUGGGUGGCGGUGGCCUUGGAGGUGGACUGGAUGGCAAGAAGCAUCCGCAGCAGAACAACCUCAUUGUGGUAGGGAACAACUGCAAUUCCGAUCGAUUGCAGGUCGUCUGCGACUACGGCCGAUGGGUACAGGUGGGCAAGUUCGCCACGAAUACUAGCGAGGAGGAUGUGAUUGAUCACUUGGCCGAGGAACUGAAGAUCAACAAGAACCUGGUGAAGUGCACCAAGCUGGUGAAAAACGAUGCCAACCUUUCGCAGUUGUCGUACUGCAAGUUCAAGAUCUCCAUUCCGGACUACCGCUUCAAUGAGCUUUUCAACGAGGCCAUCUGGCCCAGCGGCGUGAUGGUCAGCCCCUUCACACCACGUUCCCAGUUGAACCAGAACCGCCUCUAGAGGGACGUGCCCGGCGGCCGGGAGAGCGGUGACCGGGCGAGGGUGAAGCAGUAAGCGGUAAGGUGGAGGUGGAGAUGGAGGUGAAGGAGUAACAGGAGCAGCUGGAGAGGAAGUACCCAAAGGAAGGAAUGCGCCUGCGCAGGGAGAGGAUAAACGACGAUGAGGCGGAGAAGGAGGAACUGCAUCGCGGCCUAGCACCCAAGGGUUGCUAUACGCACUGCAACUACAUCGCGGAUUUCCCCAUUCCGCUCUAAUCCGGUUUUCCCUUUGGGCCGAUGGAGCAGCAGGCGGAGGAGGAGCAACUAUGUGGCCCCCAUUGUAUGCUAAUUUUCGAAACUCGAAAACAUUGUCUAGAUCUUUAAAAGCUUACAGAACCUAUCUAAUGGAAAACCAACAAGCAUAUUUAUUGAAUUAACUUUGAAAAUGCAUUUUAAAAUGUUUUAGCGUUGCGUAAAUAACGAAAAUGAAAUCGAUAAAGAAAACCAAAAGUAUUUUAAUGGCAAAAACUCACAAGUAAAAUAGAUGUGAAGCAAAAAUAUUAGUCAUUUAUGCAUAACUGUCGUACUUAAAUUAAAGUAAACCCGAAAACAAAACAAGAAACUAAGAAAACUAAAACCAAGCUAAACUUACUUAAACACACCGAAAUUGAUGAUUAUUCAGGCGCGUAUUUAAACCAUUUACUGACCAGGCACCGAGAUUCCCUUUUGAUUUUCCAAACUCAAUUCCAGGACUUGAGAGAUUUGCAUUUCGAGUCCAGAUCGUUAUAGUUUUUCCAAAUCGAUAGACAUUUUUUUACGACGCGUGUGCGAUACCUAUCACAUUAAGUACUUAACCGUAACCAAUAUCAAACGUAUAUUCAAGCAGACGACGGCUUAUAUUGUAUUCGUAUAUGUAUGUAGUUUGAGGCAUUUUCAAAGCUUGUUCCUGUUCCCAAAAACGUUUGGACAUUUUGCGAACCACUGCACAGGACACUGGCCAGCAGCUAGACCCAUUCAAAUUCAGAUCGGAAAUAUAUGUAUUUGCGUUUUCGACGAGGGGAAACCCCAAUCUCAAUCCCAAUCCCACGUAUCACGGAUCAUGGGACAUGGGACCUGGCCAAACACAAAUGGCAGUUACCAAAACACGUUCCACACGGACACAUUCGAAACGAUAAAACAAAGCUGGGCAAACCCGUUGCAAUAAUUACUCACUGCUCGAGUGUAAUGGAUGUACAUUUCGUAAUUGAUCUAUUUUUUUACACCAAUCCAACAGCAAUAUUUUCCGUGGGCUCCACGCCAGCGAUCCGAACAGAACCGUAGAUAUUUACGCAAGAGUCAGCAAACGAAAUGUAAAACACAUAUAUUAUAUAUUUAGUAUACAACAAUAUGCAUGCAUGUAUUUAUGUCAACUUUUUCAAUAAAUUCUACAAAAAUUAAA
Drosophila eugracilis is the source of this 2516-nucleotide messenger RNA. RefSeq lists its product as uncharacterized. The coding region runs from base 357 to 1100 and encodes 247 amino acids. The record is from RefSeq and is a predicted model, not a curated record. Lineage: Eukaryota; Metazoa; Arthropoda; Insecta; Diptera; Drosophilidae. The transcript has a single exon.